AUGCCGUCCACCCCUCCCACUCAGCCAGACGACGCCCGCCCUCGCCCCCCCGACGACUUUGUCCUGGGCUCCAUCGCCAACCCUACCACCCAACACGUCGCCAAUCCUACCACCCAGCACGUCGCAAGCCCCGCCUCACUCUCCUUCGCGCUUGUCCCCCGCUGGCGGGAACUGGUGCCCGUGUUGCCCACUGCCUGGCCUGGCUGGGCUGGCGGAUUUCAGGGGUGGCUGAGGGGCAUCUUUGAGGGCAUAGCAGGCCAAGAUCAGAGGGCCUACAACAAGUGGAUUGAGAACGAGUUCAGAAUGAUCGACUCUCUCCCAUUGCCUCUCGGACAAGCCAACGACAUGCGGAGCGCAGCCAAGAAAAAGAUCGACGAUCACCGACAACUCUCAUUCUGGGCCACGGCCAUCAUUCCGACAUUUGUAUUCAUCAACUCCAUUGUCGUGUGUCUCGUCGGGUAA
Molecule: messenger RNA, 462 nt
Organism: Cryptococcus amylolentus CBS 6039
Lineage: Eukaryota; Fungi; Basidiomycota; Tremellomycetes; Tremellales; Cryptococcaceae
Exons: 2
Coding region: 1-462 (153 amino acids)
Source: RefSeq, a predicted model, not a curated record